CGCUUCAUAUUUGAGGUUUUAGGGUUUUGUAUUUUGCAUUUUUGCGCUUGCUUUCUCUCAACCAAAAAUGACUGCUCAGACCGAUAAAGAGAUCGAAGAGAUCCUCGCCGCUCAACUCGACCAGCAAAAAAUCGAUUCUGAGCAACCUACUGUUGAAGAUGACGACGAGGAAGAUGACGACGAAGACGAAGAUGAGGAUGAUGCCGAAGGACAUCAUGAUGGAGAAGGAGAUGGAGCUGGUAGGUCAAAGCAAAGCAGAAGCGAGAAGAAGAGUCGCAAAGCUAUGUUGAAGCUUGGGAUGAAACCAAUUCCUGGUGUUAGCCGUGUCACUGUCAAGAAGAGCAAGAAUAUCUUAUUUGUCAUCUCGAAACCAGAUGUGUUCAAGAGCCCAGCAUCAGAUACGUACGUAAUAUUUGGAGAAGCUAAGAUUGAGGACUUAAGCUCGCAGCUACAGACUCAGGCUGCCGAGCAAUUCAAGGCUCCGGACCUAAGCAAUGUGAUAUCAAAACCCGAGACAUCGACCAAUGUCCAGGAUGAUGAAGAAGUGGAUGAGACAGGUGUUGAGCCCAAGGACAUUGAAUUGGUUAUGACACAAGCAGGAGUGUCCAGGUCAAAGGCUGUCAAGGCACUAAAGGCUGCUGAUGGCGACAUUGUUUCUGCUAUAAUGGAGCUUACAACCUAAUCAUAGCGUUUCCUUGGCAGUUUCUAUUUGGAUUAUGAGAGUCGUGUACCUCAGGUCAGAUAUCCCUCAUUUUACCGCAACUGUUUUGCCUUCUCUCAUCUUUUUUUAGGGUAAUGUCAUCUUAGCUAUGUUCUCGUUUGUGUUGUAGUAGUUAAAACCAUUUGGGAGUACAUUAAUGUUACCAUAAUUAUCUCGUUUCUA
Molecule: messenger RNA, 883 nt
Organism: Hibiscus syriacus
Lineage: Eukaryota; Viridiplantae; Streptophyta; Magnoliopsida; Malvales; Malvaceae
Product: nascent polypeptide-associated complex subunit alpha-like protein 1
Exons: 4
Coding region: 68-682 (204 amino acids)
Biological process (GO): protein targeting to membrane
Cellular component (GO): nascent polypeptide-associated complex; cytoplasm
Source: RefSeq, a predicted model, not a curated record